UCCCCCCUCCCCCCUCUCUAUGGCAGGGAUCCAGGCAUCAUGCAGUCAUCUUGUACACACACACUGAGACAAACACACGCACUUGUGCUCUGAGCGUGAAUCCAGGAGGAAGCCUCAGCUCUAUGGCGAUGAAAAUGGAUUUAAGUGCCAUCAUAGAGCAGAUGGAAACGGGAGAGCAGGACACAGCUCUUACUGCUCUACAGAGCUACAACACGGAGAUGAACCAGUGCUUUACAUUCAGCAGGGAAAAGGAGCACGAAAGAGAGGAAGGGGUUUUACAGAAGCAUCUGGGGGAGUUGGUGCUCUGUUUCCUCAGUAGGGAGUUGCAGCCGUCUUGUCAGCUGGCAUGUCUAGAAACGCUUCGCAUCCUGACCAGAGACAAAGACUGCCUGGACCCCUUCAUCAAUCGCUCUGCCAUGUCUACUCUUGCCCGCUACGCUGGCAUCGCUGUGGCCAGCACUGCCACACAUGGCCACUGCAAACUGAAUGAGGGCCAAGUCGAGGGUGAGGAGGAAGAUGCAGAGGAAGUAUCGAGUGAGUUGAUAAAGGGAGGCUCCCCUCCGUCAGAGAGUCCUGACCAGGAAGUGAUUGUCGAGGCUCUCAAGUCCAUAUGUAACAUCCUGCUACACAACGAGACGGGACAGGUAAUUGCAGCUGAUCUGCAGCUGAUAAAGGGCGUGUCGGAGAGGCUGAAGCAGUGUCAUGAUCCCACCUGGAACCACGAGGUGCGGUUCUUUGACUUGCGCCUCACCUUUCUGCUGACUGCCCUCAGGGUGGACGUAAGGGCACAGCUAGCACAGGAGCUUCAUGGGAUCAGUCUGCUAGGCAACCAGUUGGAUGUGACACUGGGCCUGUGUUGGCCAGACACAUUGGAGACGGCCAGAGCAGGGUUAGAGAACAUCCCACCUGAAGAACUACCCCCUCUGAGCCGGCAACAAAUAGAACUAGCCAUGGAAAUUCUGAAAAUACUAUUCAACAUCACGUUUGACACAGCAAGACGUAAGGUUGAUGAGGGCCAUAAGCUGAGAGAGACCCUUCUCCCAUCACUGAACUUGCUGACUGAGAGCGGACGCAUCCAUAGAGAGACCAGGAAGUUCCUCAGGUCAAAGGUGCUACCUCCACUGCGUGAUGUAAAAAACAGACCAGAGGUGGGCUGUGCUUUGAGGAACAAACUAGUUCGUAUAAUGACACACAUUGACACCGAUGUUAAGGACUGUGCGGCUGAAUUCCUAUUUGUGCUCUGCAAAGAAAGUGUGUCAAGGUUCAUUAAGUAUACUGGAUACGGUAAUGCUGCUGGUCUGCUGGCUGCCAGAGGACUGUUGAGGGGGGGCAGAGACUCUGGGAUCUACUCUGAAGAUGAGGACUCUGAGACAGAGGAGUACAAAGAGGCCAAGGCUCAUAUAAACCCAAUAACAGGAGUUGUGGAAGAGGAGCAGCCUAAUCCCAUGGAGGGAAUGACAGAGGAGCAGAAAGAAUAUGAAGCUAUGAAGCUGGUCCGGAUGUUUGACAAACUGUCAAGGAACAAUGUGAUCCAGCCCAUGCAGCUCAGCAUGGAUGGGAAAAUGAGAGAGAUAACUCCAGAUGAUCUACAAAACCUGACACACAAUCCUGUGUUCCAGCCAGAAGAGCCAGGCAGUGAAGAUGAGGCUUAGAAAGCACAGAAGCAUAAAGACAGAAGUAGCUGUAACCCCUGUGUCAGUCCUGGCAGUUUGAUUUUUGAAAAUAUUCACGUGUCACAUGGUGGAAAGUUGGAAUUAGUUUAGUCAAAGUGAAACCACAGCAUGGGAUUCAGAUUGAAGGACCAUAUCACUGGCUUUAUAUGCGCUUCUCUGCUAUAUACAAAUAUCACUGACCAUUUUACAAAAAUGUGACUUUGAGUUUCAUUUGCAUGAAAAAGCAGUGAAUCCCAGCUCUCAGAUGUUGGAGCAUCCUUGAACAUCAUGUCCAUACUUACAGCUACUACAAUACAAGAACCAAACCAUCCUUUUGACAAAAAAUGUAAAUGGCUGAGUUUUAUUUGUAUUCAGUUCAUUUUCAUAACUGGAAGGUGGAGAAACAGAAACAGCUUCAGUAUGGUCCUUUAAAUCAUGUUCCUAUCUUGAUAAUUAGACACAAUGGAUACAACUCAGCAGGGUUGACUGCUUCUGACAAACAAGAAGACUCAUUUAUUGCUCAUUUUUGCUCAUGGCCUGCUCUUCUAACUGUAUUAAAAGACUUCAUGCUAGUGUACCUGAGCUCUCUGUGUAUUUGACUGCUCAUUAAUAUUUCCCAGUCAACUGCACACAUAGAGUAUGCUGUGAAGUCCAUUGUGUUGACCAUUCCUUGCCCCAAAAACACCCUGACAGAAAACCUGAACCUUAAAUGCUCACAGAGUUGAUGUAUGAUUGUAUGGUUCAAAGUUAUUUAUUUCAGCAGACAAAGCCUACAACUAUGAGCUCAUUCAACACUUCUUACUUGACUUCAAAAACACUGAGAUCAUGUUUUCCCAAUUCUUUGGAUCUGAUUUGUUGAGGUCAUGAGAGUGUAUCUUUUGAGACUCCUGCUGCGCCUCCUCCUGAAGCUGAAUGAGCUCAACAGCACCAUGCCUCUCCACAAACACCCAGUAACUGUCACUCAGGGUAUUCUACAAACCUCCCCAACAUGUUUUCUUUUCCAUAGAGAACUAUUUACAGAAAACAGUUGUAUGUGUCAUUUCACCUUCUCAUGGGAGCAGGAGAACAUGUAUGAAAGCCAAAGAGAUGCUGCUCAGUUUGUGAUAAUGGAAUCAGACAAAAAGAGAUACUUUAGAUGCCUGUUCUUUUUCAUAAAGCCCCUCAGAUGUUUUAUUUUUGACUUGAUGUGAAACUGCUGACAGAUAAAUUAUAAUUUCAGACUGGAGAUGAAAUAUUCUUAUGUAAAGAAAGAGUCUG
Molecule: messenger RNA, 2909 nt
Organism: Paralichthys olivaceus (Japanese flounder)
Lineage: Eukaryota; Metazoa; Chordata; Actinopteri; Pleuronectiformes; Paralichthyidae
Source: RefSeq, a predicted model, not a curated record